GGUGACUGCCUGGAAAUCGGGCUGACUGCUUUGCUGCGGCAUCAUAGUGGCAGCUGCCACUCAGUUGCUGAUGUCUGAUAAUCCUUUGGUCUCCUUGCUGUUGUCUCUGUGUCCCUGGUUAUGUCCUCCUGGACAGGAAAUUUUAUAGUCACUGGAGACAGGCUCUUAGAUUUGGUCCCCCAAGAAAGAGAGAAAUGAAGAUGAGCCUUUCAGCCCUUGGACUUCCUUGCAGUCCUGUUGCUGUGAGCUGCUUUCCUUUCACUGCCUGUCUUUCACUAACAGGAACAGAAAUUAUCUUCCUUUAAAAUCUCCUAUUAUCUACUCAGCCAUUUUUCCCUCUGGUUGAAAGCAUGUGUGCUGUUCAGGUGCUCCCUGCUGCUGCUCACAGUGGGGAUUUACUUCUUGGCCAGUCACCCGCAGUGGGUCAGGGUGCCCAAGGUCUUUUCACACUCCUGGUGGAAGAUUUUGGGGUCAAGGGAGUACAGGUUGAAGAGAUUUAUGAUCUGCAGAGCAAAUGCCAAGGCCCUGUGUAUGGGUUCAUCUUCCUGUUCAAGUGGAUUGAGGAGCGCAGAUCCCGCCGGAAGGUCUCCACGCUGGUGGAUGAGACGUCGGUGAUCGACGAUGACAUCGUUAAUAACAUGUUCUUUGCUCACCAGCUGAUCCCCAAUUCCUGUGCCACCCAUGCCCUGCUGAGCGUCCUCCUGAACUGCAACAAUGUUGACCUGGGUCCCACGCUGAGCCGCAUGAAGGAUUUCACCAAAGGCUUUAGCCCUGAGAGCAAAGGCUAUGCCAUCGGCAACGCCCCGGAGCUGGCCAAGGCCCACAACAGCCAUGCCAGGCCGGAGCCGCGGCACCUGCCAGAGAAGCAGAACGGGAUCAGCGCCGUGCGGACCAUGGAGGCUUUUCACUUUGUCAGUUACGUCCCCAUCAAGGGGCGGCUCUUUGAGCUGGACGGGCUGAAGGUCUAUCCCAUUGACCACGGGCCAUGGGCUGAGGACGAGGAAUGGACGGACAAAGCCAGGAGAGUGAUCAUGGAGCGCAUUGGCCUGGCCACUGCAGGGGAGCCCUACCACGACAUCCGCUUCAACCUGAUGGCCGUGGUGCCCGACCGCAGGAUGAAGUACGAGUCCAAACUGCACAUCCUGAAGAUGAACCGCCAGACUGUGCUGGAGGCCUUGCAGCAGCUUAUCCGAGUAACUCAGCCUGAGCUGAUACAGACCCAGAAGUCUCAAGAGUCUCAACCUCCUGAAGAGGCAAAGCCAGCCAGCAGCAAGACUGUGACUCCAGAGACCACCCACCCAGAUGGCACUGAUGAGCCCCCCAGCCAGGGCCACCCUGUGGCCACGCAGAGCCCAUCCAACAAAGCCAAACUGGGGCCAAAGACAUCAGUGUGCGGCAUCAACGGGGCACCUCCAGGGAACCCCAACCCCAUCGUGCAGAGGCUGCCAGCCUUCCUGGAUAACCACAACUACGCCAAGUCCCCCAUGCAGGAGGAGGAAGACCUGGCAGCAGGAGUGGGUCGCAACCGGGUCCCAGUCCGACAGCACCAGCAGUACUCGGAUGAUGAGGAUGACUAUGAUGAUGAGGAGGAGGAGGAAGUUCGUAACACCAACUCAGCCAUCAGGUACAAGAGGAAAGGGCAGGUGAAGCAAGAGCAUGUGGCGGGGGCUGCGGAUGGCCAGCUCUCUGUCCUUCAGCCCAACACCAUCAACGUCCUUGCUGAGAAGCUGAAGGAGUCUCAAAAGGAUCUUUCCAUUCCCUUGUCCAUCAAGACGAGUGGUGGGGGUGCUGCCGUGGCCGUGGUCACCCACUCCCAGCCCUCUCCCACCCCGAGCAACGAGAGCACAGACACCGCCUCCGAGAUCGGCAGCGCCUUCAACUCCCCGCUGCGCUCCCCGAUCCGCUCGGCCAACCCCACGCGCCCCUCCAGCCCCGUCACCUCCCACAUCUCCAAGGUGCUCUUUGGGGAGGAGGAUGGGCUGCUGCGUGUCGACUGCCUGCGCUACAACCGGGCCGUCAGGGACCUGGGGCCCAUCGUCAGCUCCGGGCUGCUGCACCUCACCGAGGACGGCGUGUUCUGCCCACUGGCUGCUGCAGAUGGGGGGAAAGGCUCCCCCUCUUCCAUUAAACCCGGUGAAGAGGCCCCGGUCGCGAUCAAACUGGAGGAGAAGGAGGGCAGUGAGGCCAGUGACAGCAAAGAGAAGGUGGGACUUGGCAGGACCAGUGAUCACCCUGGGGGGGAAAAGUAUUCUCCCAAGGAGCUGCUGGCGCUGCUGAAGUGUGUGGAGGCAGAGAUUGCAAACUACGAGGCCUGCCUGAAGGAGGAGGUGGAGAAGAGGAAGAAAUUCAAGAUUGAUGACCAGAGGAGAACCCACAACUACGAUGAGUUCAUCUGUACCUUCAUCUCCAUGCUGGCCCAGGAGGGCAUGCUGGCCAGCCUCGUGGAGCAGAACAUCUCGGUCCGCAGGCGACAGGGAGUCAGCAUCGGCCGCCUGCACAAGCAGAGGAAGCCAGACCGCCGGAAACGCUCCCGCCCGUACAAAGCCAAGCGCCAGUAGCUGGGAAGCCAGGACUGUGAGAAACAGCAGCUGGGGCUUUGUGCCUUUGGGCGAUGACACUUGGAUCUACCUUACCCUUUGCCCAAGGAAGAGGGACCACAGUGACAAGCCCUCGGCAGAGGUGGAGCCUGGGGACAAAUGGAAAUUGGGUUUUCCUCUGUGCCUGAGCAGUGAAGGGCAGGAAUAUGUCUCGAGGAGUCCCUGCAGCAGACGGCAAUCCAGAGUGCCCCAGCUGCCCUGACCAUGCCAUGGCAGUGCCCAGACGCCGUGGGGCUGUGUCUCAGCGCCGUGGCUGAGGACUGUGAUGGGAAGGAAGGAGCCCACCCAGCUGGUGGUGGGUCUGGUGGUGUGGGAAUGCUGGCAAUGCCCACGUGGGGCUGUGCUGGCCACAGCUGGCUGUGGCUUGUGUCCUCCUGCAUCCAGGCCUUCAGCUCUGUGCUUCCCUGGGCCGCUCAUGUCUGUGUUUUCUAUCCUUCUCCCUCCCUUCCCCAAACUCGUUUUUGGUCCUAACCCAGGCUUUGGCCAUUCUGAGCAAGGUGGCUCUGGGACAGAGCCCCUUCUGCACCCACCCUGCACUGCACUGUCCCAGUGCCCAGUGCUGCCCGGGCUCCUGGGGAUGGUGAUACCACCCCAGUGUAGCUUUUCCCUGGUGGGCCAUGACAGAUCUCUUGCUGAGUGAGCGUGGGCGGGCUCGUCCUUGGAGCUGGGCCUUGUGCCCAGCCCUCCAUGGUGGUGCUGGGGGUGGCCCAUGGCUCUGCUGCCAUGGCUGCUCCCCUUGGGACCAGCCCCGUGGCCCUGGCAGUGCCUGUAGGUCAUGAGGGAUUGUUCUAGUCCCUAGAGAAACUCCAUGAAUUAUGUAUGAACAGACCAGGUUCUUAGGGUGGCCUGGUGCUGCUGGGCACAGCACCAGGGUGGAUGCUGGAUGUGGCUCAGUGAAGCCUCUCAGCAUGGGGAGAGGCAGCUGGUUGCUGCAGUGGUGGAGGUGGGAUGGGGACAGCAGUGAAGGAAGCCUCCAGCUCCUCCUGCCCAAGCCCCUGGCUGGCUGCUAACCAGAGCUUGCUGGUGCAGCCUGGCUGCCUCUUUCCAGUGCUCUACAUAUGCUCUCCUGCCUGAACCCCCCAGCAGCCUGGCAGAUAUCUGAGGUGUCAGAGGUGAGCACCGCCCUCCAGAGAUGUCCUGUGGUGGAGGUGCCACAGGAGAGGACUGAAUUUUUUAAAAUGUGUACGGAUCUUGACCAUGAAAUGAAAGAGUUCUUUUGGUAUUUGUUGAAGGAAAGAAAAUCCUUCUGUCUCUUGCUGUGUCUAAUAUCAAGUGCUGUAAAUAAUGGAUCUGUCUGAAGGAAUAAAGCUAUCCUGUAACAGCCA
This is a messenger RNA of Pseudopipra pipra, 3922 nucleotides long. It is a transcript of the gene BAP1, whose product is annotated as BRCA1 associated protein 1. The coding region runs from base 351 to 2558 and encodes 735 amino acids. The transcript has 17 exons. Gene Ontology annotation, molecular function: cysteine-type deubiquitinase activity. Gene Ontology annotation, cellular component: cytoplasm. The record is from RefSeq and is a predicted model, not a curated record. Gene Ontology annotation, biological process: ubiquitin-dependent protein catabolic process; protein deubiquitination. Lineage: Eukaryota; Metazoa; Chordata; Aves; Passeriformes; Pipridae.